AUUCGCUUAGUAUGCCACCAGUCGUCAAACCAUCAGUGCGUAUCUCGUUGAAUUCGACCUUGACAACAUUUAUAUUAUAAUCUUUUAAUGAACUCAACCACCGAGAUAAAAAUGGAUAACGCAGUUGUACCGAAAAUAUACGAGACAGUGAAGAAAGCUGUGAACGGAGACAUAGAGAAUUACGAAAUCAUUGUGCAAGGCUCCAACGAAAAGGGAGAGGGAUACCUGGGCCAGAUUUUCUUCCUCACCUUACGAGACAAAACUACCGGUAAGCAGCUGAAUAUUGUGGUGAAGCAGGCUUUUUCCGAGCAAGCUGUAAGAGAGAUUGGUCCCAUAAGGGACGUUUUCCUUAACGAGAUUUACUUUUACACGAAAGUGUGGCCGAAACUCCAAAAAUUCCAAGAAAGAAUUCCCAAGGAGUAUCGUUUUACCCACCUAGCAAAUUGCCUGGCUACCAUUUCCGAAGAGAAUUUCGAAAGAUUAGUACUGGAGAAUCUGAAAUGUCAAGGAUUCGUGAUGCACGACAAGAAACAGGUCGUGGAAAAGGAAAAGUUUGAGUUCAUUUUCAAAUUGUACGGAAAAUUCCACGCAAUGUCUUUCGCGUACAAAGCUUUGUACCCUGAGGAAUUCUCUGAGCUAACCAGAGGAUUUCGCGAAGUAUUUGAAAAGUUUUUCGAGAAAGAGGUCACCGUGGAUUUUCACAAAUAUGCUCAUGAGCAGUGCUUAGAAAAUCUAGAGCCAGGUGUGGACGACGCAAUUAUUGAAAAGUACAGGCAUUACGUUGAUGAUGUAGUUAAGUUAUUUAUGGACAGUUUGGCCAACGGCAAAUACACCGCUAUUAUCCACGGUGACUGCUGGAGUAACAACAUGAUGUUCAAAUAUGACGAUUCUAGGGAGCUCAUCGACGUAAGGUUCUUGGAUUUUCAACUUGUCAAAGUGGCAUCUCCCGUGUGUGAUCUUUCUUACUGUUUAUACUCUGGUGGUAACAAGGAAACUUUCGACGACUUGGAUCACUUGCUCCAAGUCUAUCACGACAGCCUUUCAGAAAGUCUCAGGGCGUAUGGGUGUGAUCCAGACGAACUAUAUCCUUUGAAAGCUUUAAAGGAUGACUGGAAGGUGCACUGUCAAUUCGGGGCUAGUAUGGCUUUCAUUAUUUGGAGAGGAAAGUUUGUAUAUGAUGGCGAAGCUGUUGAUUUUACUGAUUUUGCGGCGGAAGACGAUCAAGACAUGCAAAAGUUCAAGGAUGCUAAGUUUGACGAGAAGUCUUACAAGGAAAGGAUUAGGGACAUACUGCUGCAUUUGUACGAAAAUGAUUAUUUUAACAUUCUACUGAUGAACUCAAACACGGAGUGUGCCGAGAUAAAAAUGAAUAUCGCAGUUGCGCCGAAAAUUUACGAGAUCGUGAAGGAAGCUGUGAACGGAGACAUUGAAAAUUUCGAAAUCACUGUGCAGGACUCCAACAAAAAGGGAGAGGGGUACCUGGGGCAGAUCUUCUUCAUCUCUCUACGAGACAAAACUACCGGUAAGCAGUUGAAUAUUGUGGUGAAGCAAGCCUUUUCCGAUCAAACUAUAAGAGAUUUUAGCCCCAUAAGGGAAGUUUUCCUCAACGAGAUCUACUUCUACACGAAAGUGUGGCCGAAACUUUUGAAAUUUCAGGAGGGAAUACCCAAAGCGAACCGUUUUAGCAACCUAGCGAAAUGUCUGGUUACCAAUUCAGAAGAAAACUUCGAAAGGCUGGUUCUGGAGAAUCUGAAAUACCAGGGGUUUGUGAUGCACGACAAGAAGAAGGCUGUAGAAAGGGAAAAAUUUGAGUUCAUUUUCAAGUUGUACGGAAGAUUUCACGCAAUAUCUUUCGCGCACAAAGCUUUGUACCCUGAAGAAUUUUCUGAGCUAGUCGAAGAAUGUUACGAUAUAUUUGGAAUUUUUCUUGAGAAAAACAACUUUGAUCAGAUUAUUAAAUAUACUCAUGAGCAGUGCUUAGAAAAUUUCCAGCCAGGCACAGAUGACGCAAUUAUUGAAAGGUACAGGCAUUAUGUUGACGAUGGGGCAAAAUUAUUUAAGGAGAGUUUGGUUAAUAAAGGCAAAUACACUGCUCUUAUCCACGGCGAUUGUUGGAGCAACAAUAUGAUGUUCAGAUAUGACGAUUCUGGGAAACUCAUCGACGUGAAAUUCCUGGAUUUCCAGCUUGUCAGGCUGGCAUCACCUGUCUGCGACCUCUCGUACUGCUUGUACUCUGGUGGUACAAAGGAAAUUUUCGACGAUUUGGACCACUUUCUCCACGUCUACCACGACAGCCUUUCAGAAAACCUUAGGGAAUACGGAUGCGAUCCAACCGAACUAUACCCUUGGGAAGCUUUAAAGGGCGAUUGGAAGGUGCAUUGUCAGCUGGGCGUUGCUAUGGGUCUCUCGAUUUGGAGAGGAAAGCUUGUGUACGACGAUGAGGUCGUUGAUUUUACCGACGUCAGCACGGCGGACGUCGAUGAGGUUAUGGAAAAGUUUAAGGGCGCUGGGUAUGAUGAGAAAACUUAUAAGGAAAGGACAAGGGACAUAAUUUUACAUUUAUAUGAAAAUGAUUAUUUAAUGUAACGAAAGCUAUUUGCGAGCUAUAUUCCUUAAGGAGGUAUAUCGGGUUUACUCAAAUGCACAGAUGUACUUGAAAUUUAUAUAGCGUAGUACCCAGUGCUGCC
This is a messenger RNA of Anoplophora glabripennis (Asian longhorned beetle), 2687 nucleotides long. RefSeq lists its product as uncharacterized. The record is from RefSeq and is a predicted model, not a curated record. The transcript has 4 exons. The coding region runs from base 88 to 2586 and encodes 832 amino acids. NCBI's taxonomy places the organism in Eukaryota, Metazoa, Arthropoda, Insecta, Coleoptera, Cerambycidae.